This is a messenger RNA of Wickerhamiella sorbophila, 867 nucleotides long. RefSeq names its product Adenylate kinase. The record is from RefSeq and is a predicted model, not a curated record. Gene Ontology annotation, biological process: ADP biosynthetic process. The transcript has a single exon. Bases 1 to 867 code for a protein of 288 amino acids. NCBI's taxonomy places the organism in Eukaryota, Fungi, Ascomycota, Dipodascomycetes, Dipodascales, Trichomonascaceae. Gene Ontology annotation, cellular component: cytoplasm; mitochondrion. Gene Ontology annotation, molecular function: AMP kinase activity; ATP binding.
AUGGAAUCUUUUCUCAAGUUGUUGGGUGUAAACCCCGAGCUGUAUCGACGUGCGCAAGAGAACGAGGAGUCUCGUCGUAACCGUCAAUAUUCCAAACGCUUCCAUCCCAACCAGUACCCUGAAGAGGACAAGUCCACCCCCGAGGCCGAAAAGGCUUCAGAACCGGCGUCCGAGGCCUCGUCCGCUGAAAAAUCCGAGGUCGACGUUCCGCUUGCUAUCCGCAUGAUCCUUAUUGGCCCUCCUGGUGCUGGUAAGGGCACCCAGGCCCCUAACUUGGUCGAGAAGUACUGCGCCUGCCACCUGGCUACUGGCGACAUGCUGCGCUCCCAGGUGUCUCAGGGUACCGAGCUCGGCAAGAAGGCCAAGGAGAUCAUGGAUGCCGGUGGACUUGUUAGCGACGAUAUCAUGGUUGGCAUGAUCAACUCCGAGCUCGAGGAAAACCCCGCCUGCAGGAACGGUUUCAUUCUCGACGGCUUUCCCCGCACAAUCCCCCAGGCUGAGGCCCUGGACUCUAUGCUUGAGGAACGGGGCAGCCCCCUGAAGAACGUUGUCGAACUCGAGAUCCCCGACGAGCGUCUUGUUGCCCGUAUCGAGGGCCGCCUCAUCCACCCCGCCUCGGGCCGCUCCUACCACAAGGAGUUCAACCCUCCCAAGGUCGAGGGCAAGGACGACGUUACCGGCGAAGACCUCAUCCAGCGCACAGACGACAACGUCGAAGCUCUGAAGAAGCGUCUUGUGUCGUACCACGAGCAGACCGAGCCCGUCGUCGGUUACUACAAGGAAAAAUCUCUCUGGAGCGGUGUUGAUGCCACCCAGAAGCCAGGCGAAGUUUGGACGGCCAUUGUUGAGGCUAUCGAGAAGAAAUAA